AUGACAUAUGCCGUAUCAUAUGCCGUAUCAUAUGCCUGCUACCUUGCUGAAGCCUAUUUGGUUCAAAAACCUAACGGCCCAAGGGGUGUCAAGGUGCUCCCUGGAGCCCUUAUUUGUAUUGCGUGGGCCACGUGGUCGCCAGGCACUGGCACCAUCAAGAUGGAACAAGCGCCUAUGGGCCACGAUCAGCAAAAUUUGCAUGCUGCGGCGAUGAUGCAGUGGCAAUAUCAGUCUAUGAUGCCUCCAAUGCCGCCCCAUGUGCCUGGCAUGCCCAGUCUGCCAAUGCCGUGGCCAAAUCACCCACCAAUGGUUACACAAUGGUUGACAGUACGAGUGGAUGGGCUGAAGUUUGAGUAUCAGCUGACAGAAGAUGACGUGCGGAAGGUUUUCUCCCGCUAUGGUGAAGUCGUGGCUGUGAAGAUGGACCGGGAGGGCACAACUUCCCAGGUCCAGUUCGCGCAUCCGCACCAAGCAAUGGCAGCGCAGUCAGAUUUGGACAAGAAGCAGCUUGCAGGCAUGUCUGGAGCAUAUUUGACUGUAGAGUUCGCAGCGACUCAAGGACCAUAUGCGGUACCUCCUGCACCAGAUCCUCAAUUUCUGCAGCACAUGGCGGCAUCGUCCUUCAUGAAUCCGAUGAUACCUUCAGGACCAGGCUAUCCAAUGCCUGCGCUUCCCCCUCCAGUGGCCACAAGCCCUGCACAGUCUGCCGCAGGCCAGCCGAAGAAGUUCACAUGCAAGCUGGAAGUGGGAAUUGAGAAUGAGGGUGAAUUCCGUGUGGGCAGCCGGGUCAUUCAAAUUGCGAGGUCAAUUUGGCAGGAUCCCAAAUUUCAAGAACACGGUGGCAAGACAAGGCUUCGUGGCAAAGGCAUUGGCGGACCUCAUGAAGGAGAUGAACCUUUGGCAUUGUGUAUUUCCUGCCGGGACCAGGCAGCCUUUGACAAGGCUGUGCAAUAUGCGGAGACGCAAUUGCAGAAGGUCCAUACAGACUACAAGGCCUUUUGCCAGCAGCACGGCAAACCCAUUCCUGAGUUGGAAGUGAAGAUUUCCAAGAAAGGUACUUUUGAACCAGAAAUCCCUGCGAAGCCAUCGGCAGGUGGAUCGGGGUCUUUUGUUGGGUUUGGACCUUAG
This is a messenger RNA of Cladocopium goreaui, 1128 nucleotides long. Lineage: Eukaryota; Dinophyceae; Suessiales; Symbiodiniaceae. The record is from the annotation of a GenBank genome assembly.